This is a messenger RNA of Fusarium odoratissimum NRRL 54006, 1993 nucleotides long. RefSeq lists its product as uncharacterized. The coding region runs from base 81 to 944 and encodes 287 amino acids. The transcript is spliced from 3 exons. The record is from RefSeq and is a predicted model, not a curated record. Lineage: Eukaryota; Fungi; Ascomycota; Sordariomycetes; Hypocreales; Nectriaceae.
CGCGUCUCCCCACUGGCAUCAGUUUUUGACAUCGUUCUCAUGAGCCUCUCAUAACGACUACGAUUCACACAACAAUCACAAUGCAUCAAUUGAGAAUGGUAAUACCAAGGCUACGGCCAACUCAAUUAACCUCUCUCGCCCGCCAAACAACACCUCUCCAAUCCUCAGCCCUUCCCCGAAACUUUCGUCGCUCACUACAAAAGUCUUUACAAGCUCAAGUGAGAUGCUACGCCAAACCUACAGCCAAGAAGCCCAUCAAGAUAGAAGAUGAGCUUAAACGACAAGCUAGAGCUGCUUCUAAAGAUGGCAAGGAAUUUGAACUCCCUGAGAAACUCAUCAUAUAUCAUGCUGGAACAGGCCGCAUCACAUUCAUGGCCAUGCUUAAAAUCACGACGCUCUUCCUCGGCGCAUUCUUCUGCUGUGUCGUAGCACCAAGCUACAUCAAAGCUGAAAAGCCCAAGCUACUCACCGCAGGCGUCGUCCUAUGCGGCAUCAUCCCCGUCAUAUUCGUCACCUACAUAACCUCCCCCUUCGUAACCCACAUCCACAUCCACCUCCCCCCCUACGCCCGAACAUCACGCCCCAUCCUAGAGCGCUUCAUCAAGAACCUCCCUCCCACAACGCCGCUCACCCUAACAACCAUGAGCGCCAUCUCCAAGCCUCGCUACAGCAGCAUGCACGCCGGUGAUCUGAGCCCUGUGCGACGCCGUCUCGGCCUCAUCAAUUACGUCCGUGACACCAAGGAAGAGAACGCGAAGCGCAAGUGGUAUAUGUUCCGUGCCGUCGGCAAGUUCUACGUGCAGGACAAGAGGCCGCAGACGAGGGUCCGGUAUCAGAAGAAGACGGAUAAGGUCGAUGGUUGGAUCUGGGAUGUCAUCAAGGAGCGCAUUGAUAAUAGGGCGUUGAAGGCUGCGUCACCUUAUAAGGGAAAUGUCUCGAUUUGAACCGUUUGUCCGGUUCUGUACUACCAUGUAUGCACGAUAUAUCGGAGAAACGGGAAUGCUCUUCGGUUCGCUCGUUGUUAGUAUUACAAGCCUAGUCUCGUAAAGAAACGGACAGCAUGGCCCAAUGAAUUGAUGAACAGGUAACGCGGGAACCAUUGCUUCGGAGCAACGGGAUAAUCUCCAUGUGGAAGACCAAUAUACAUGAAGUUGACCCGUGCUCUGAUCGGCGUCCAAUGGCAAGUACCUGGUUCAUCAACUCAAGACUUCGUAUCAUGACCCCAGUCAAUUACACACCCCUACAUGUUCGUCACUUCAAUAGCACACAUAUCACCAUUAGAUGAGGAUAGAUCAAUCAAGCUCUCAAACAAUGCGCCCAGUACACGCAACCUUGAUAUUUAUACGUUGCAUAUCAAAUCAAACCAAUCCAGAAGCCAUGACUCCUUUCUGUUUUUCCUUUGUUCCCAAUGCUCCGCCAGAAGCCUUCCAGGUCGUCAAUCACGUAGACAAAUAUUGGUACAUGGAUCCUGCCUGUCCAACCGAAACAAACGCACCUCAUAGUAGGUACGGGCCCUUUCCAUUUGUUGCUUGUGGGCCUAAAUAAUUCUUAACGCCUCCAUCAUGGCUCGUUAUAUGUUCUUGUCAAUCCUGUCAAACCAUCGUGAUCAACCGGUUUCUAUACAAUAAUACAAGCCCUUCCUUCUUCUGGCUGCAUUCAAGUUCUGUCUAUGACGGAACAUGUAAUCAAGGACUGCAACAAGUCUGACAACUUGAUAGGGCCAUGUCCUUAGCAGAUUCGUCAAGAGGAGCUCUGUUGCUGUAACCAAGUCCAGCACAGAGCUCGUUGACAGAUCGCCUUUCGCCUAGUAGGAACCAGCUUCAGGAGUAUUCAUCCUUGAGAGGUGAUAGCUCAAUCAGCAAUAGCAUCCUUUCAUCAGUGUAUAUUCAUCACUGGCCCCAUGCUCGCUUCAACCCACCCUCGUAAACGCUUGCAACCGACUCUUGCCACAUUGCAGGGGUGACAAAGUUUGGCACCGGUGCAGACGAGUACU